This is a messenger RNA of Rodentolepis nana, 1233 nucleotides long. Lineage: Eukaryota; Metazoa; Platyhelminthes; Cestoda; Cyclophyllidea; Hymenolepididae. The record is from the annotation of a GenBank genome assembly.
AUGAAAGAGGAAAAAUUGGAACCGUCCAACAUAUCAGAUACUAUAAUCUCGGAAAUCGAAUCUGCUCUAUCUAAAGCUAAAAUUGCGUACGAAAAGUCGGCGCCUUACAAACAAUCAAAUAACUCUUCUCGAAAAACUGAUGAAAUGAUCAAAAACUCUGUAAAACCUAAAGAGCCGUCAUCGGUUAGGAGUUUACAAAAGAUGAAAUUGGAAUCCCUUAGUCCAAGCGCCUUACCUAAGCGCUCAUAUACUAGAACUAAUCCAGCUGUUGCUGUUAAAUUUCCUCGACAGGGGGGAGCUCCUUCCGAAGCGGUGGUUCUUCGGAAAAAAGCUAAGUCAUGGUUGUCUUCUAAAACUUCAGAAAGUUUUGCUGAGUCUUCAAAUGGUUCAUUUAAUUCGCAGACCUUUUCAAAACAGAGCGAUCGCUCAUCUUAUACAUACAACAUGAAUAAACCUAAUCCGUCAAUGUCUUUGGAAUUGAAUGAAAUUUCCCUUCAACGAAUCAAAGACAUAAUUGCUUUGUCCAAAUCAAUGGAAAUGUAUACUGAAGAAGCAUUGAUAGGUUUUAAUGAUAGCGCCGCCCAAAUUGACUUUCUCAAUUUCUGUGGAAAUCUUGUUAAUCAUGUCCCCUUCAAUAUUGAAUAUAGUCUCCACUUUUUCUCGCAUAAUUUAUCGGAAUUAACCCUGCUUUUUGACCAGUUCACAAAGAUUUACGAAGUUGUUGACUGGAAUGUCGCAACUCCGCGACAACACCACUGGCGUCGUGUUAUGUUGGAAAAUUUCUUGGCUCUUUUUAAUAUCGCUGAAUCAUUUAAACCGAUCCUCAUUGGGAAGCCAGAAGAAUCCAAUGCAACUUCCCUCAAUGAAAUCUUGGGUGAUGAAUUUCCUUCCUUAGAGACACUCUGGAAAGCCUAUGUUUGUACUGGUCGUGAACUUCCCUUAUCCUACGCUGAUCCUCCAGUUGAAUUUCCGUCUCGGAGAUGUAGAUUAACUAUUGGUUCAGCCAUCUUUCCAAGCAGUUCUAAAUCUCGCCAAGAUUUUGAGGAAAUGCUUGAUUUCUGGUCUGAAAUCUUUCACCUCCAAAGACGGCUGCAAAUUCUCAACUUCGUCGAAAAACAGCUACCCCUUUGGUUAGGAUGCUCUGCCGAUAAAUCUAGGAUUAAGGCUUCUACUCUGCGGUUGCUCUGUCAAAUCGCGUGUGAUUGUUUUCCCGUGACUGUUGUCAACAACUGA